AUGAAAGUUGAGAGGCAGUUGAAGAGAAAAUGGGGAACUAGGAAUCAACAAGGGCCUAAUUCAUCUUGGAGGGGAAAGGAUAACAACACUGGCAAGGUUGCACCAAAGGUGGAACCACAACAACCUAGGAAUUUGGACAUCAAGUGCUUGGGGACAAGACAUAUUGCUUCUCAGUGUCCAAACAAACGAGCAAUGAUUUUGAAAGAUAGCAGGGAAGCGGUGAGUGACAGUGAUGAAGAUGGAAUGCCUAAGUUAGAAGAUGUUAGUGAUGAUGGUGGGAUGGAGUAUCCAGUUGAAGAGGAUGCAUUGGUGUGGUUGGAUGACCAUGGAAAGGUUAAGGUGAACAAGAGGGUGUUAUUUAAUCUGUCAAUUGGGAGGUAUAAGAAUGAAGUGUCGUAUGGUGUUGUGCCUAUGGAUGCGGGACAUAUAUUAUUGGGUAGGCCUUGGCUCAUCAAGAGGGAAUUAUUAGAAUAUCCUAUAUCUAACUAUAUAAAUAUAAAGGGAGGAUUUUAUGGGAGAGAUUUUAAUCUUAUUAAAAUAUCAUACGGUAAUUCAACUCAGAUAAUUUCGCCCCAGAAUUUUAUUUGUUCAGGGAGAUAUCUUUUGAAGUUGGAAAGUGGACCCCACAAAAGAAGUGAACAAAAAAAUUGUCUUGUAUACUCGAGAAAGAAUAAAAUCGUAAAAGCUGUGGCGGUAUCAGUGCCAUCAUCUCCAGCAGAUAAUGCAGAGGACAGAAAACAAUUGAGUGAAAACUAUGGUUUUAGGCAAAUUGGAGAACCUCUUCCAGAUAAUGUCACUUUGAAAGAUAUAGUUGAUACACUUCCAAGAAAGGUCUUCGAGAUAGAUGAUGUAAAAGCUUGGAAGUCUGUACUCAUAUCCGUGACUUCUUAUGCAUUGGGGAUCUUCAUGAUUGCCAAAGCACCAUGGUAUCUUCUUCCUCUAGCUUGGGCUUUUACAGGAACUGCAAUCACAGGGUUCUUUGUCAUAGGACAUGAUUGUGCCCACAAGUCAUUCUCAAGAAACAAAUUGGUGGAAGACAUCGUUGGAACUCUGGCCUUCCUUCCAUUGAUAUACCCAUAUGAGCCCUGGCGAUUUAAGCAUGAUCGGCACCACGCAAAAACAAAUAUGUUGUCAGAGGAUACGGCCUGGCACCCUGUAUGGCUAGAAGAAUUUGAGUCUUCUCCAAUUUUGAGGAAGGCAAUUAUAUAUGGAUAUGGCCCAUUUCGACCAUUGAUGUCUAUAGCACACUGGCUGAUGUGGCACUUUGAUUUGAAGAAGUUCAGAUCGAAUGAAGUUAAGAGAGUAAAGAUAAGUUUGGCUUGUGUGUCUGCUUUCAUUGCAAUUGGAUGGCCACUGAUAAUCCUAAAGACUGGGAUCAUGGGAUGGAUCAAAUUCUGGUUGAUGCCGUGGUUAGGUUAUCACUUUUGGAUGAGUACUUUUACAAUGGUUCAUCAUACGGCUCCACACAUACCCUUUAAAUCUUCAGAUGAGUGGAAUGCUGCCCAGGCCCAACUUAAUGGCACGGUUCAUUGUGAUUAUCCGCAUUGGAUAGAGAUUCUCUGCCAUGACAUCAAUGUUCACAUACCCCAUCACAUUUCAUCCCGAAUACCAAGCUAUAAUUUGCGGGCAGCUCAUAAAUCUCUCCAAGAAAACUGGGGAAAGUACAUGAACGAGGCUACAUGGAACUGGCGAUUGAUGAAGACAAUACUGACAAUUUGCCAUGUUUACGACAAGGAGCAAAAUUAUGUUGCUUUCGAUGAACUAGCACCCAAAGAUUCACAACCAAUCACAUUCCUUAAAAAAGUAAUGCCAGAUUAUGCUUGAUUUAGUGAUGUGCCUUUCAAGUGUACCAUGUAUCGAUGUUUUUAACUCUAUAUUACAUGUUUAAACAUUCUUUAUUUUAAAGAAUUACAUAUCAAUAGAGGAAAGUUCAUUGAAGGCUUAA
Messenger RNA from Olea europaea var. sylvestris, 1945 nucleotides. RefSeq names its product omega-6 fatty acid desaturase, chloroplastic-like. The transcript is spliced from 13 exons. The coding region runs from base 1 to 1824 and encodes 607 amino acids. Lineage: Eukaryota; Viridiplantae; Streptophyta; Magnoliopsida; Lamiales; Oleaceae. The record is from RefSeq and is a predicted model, not a curated record. Gene Ontology annotation, biological process: lipid metabolic process. Gene Ontology annotation, molecular function: oxidoreductase activity.